GUCCGAGAAAUGUUCGGUAACGAUUGAGAAUGGCGUGACAGGACAAACCGUCCACAUUCCUGUUCGAAUUCGAAUAGUUGGUCAAGCAGCUAAACAGGUCUACAAUGCAUUGGACAGCGCAGGUUUCCUCGAUUUUCUUUUGAUAUUCCUCCAACACUACUCGUGGAUAAUCCCCUCAUUAAUGUGGAUUUGUGCUCUGGGAGUGAUUACCAUCGCUGUGUAUUGGUUCAUUCGGAGACGAGUAUGGGAGAAAGAAGGUACCUUCAACGAUAACAGCACUUUACGUUCACCAUCGUCGUCAAUGUUGAGCCGCCCUUCAAUAUCUGUACAAAGCUCACCAAGCUUUUUCCGGCAAUCGCCGCUCGGGAAAUCGACACCGAUCUUUGGAGACUCGAUGGGGAGUGGUAUGAAGGCUCGUCCAUUAGGUGCAAAAGGAGAAGCAAACCUGUGGAGUACGGAGGCGACAAGGAGGAAAUGA
Molecule: messenger RNA, 478 nt
Organism: Cooperia oncophora
Lineage: Eukaryota; Metazoa; Nematoda; Chromadorea; Rhabditida; Trichostrongylidae
Source: the annotation of a GenBank genome assembly